Molecule: messenger RNA, 1945 nt
Organism: Amphimedon queenslandica
Lineage: Eukaryota; Metazoa; Porifera; Demospongiae; Haplosclerida; Niphatidae
Product: tyrosine-protein phosphatase corkscrew-like
Exons: 10
Coding region: 87-1706 (539 amino acids)
Biological process (GO): positive regulation of ERK1 and ERK2 cascade; protein dephosphorylation
Cellular component (GO): cytoplasm
Molecular function (GO): cell adhesion molecule binding; non-membrane spanning protein tyrosine phosphatase activity; receptor tyrosine kinase binding
Source: RefSeq, a predicted model, not a curated record
UUUACUUCUCCCUUUCUCGUCUCCUCCACGCUUUGGUUAGUUUAUCAGAGUAGCUUCCCUUCAUUGGAAUACAAGAACUACCAAUAAUGUCUUCCAGGCGCUGGUUCCACAUGAAUCUCUCAGGGAUGGAUGCCGAGGCUCUCCUCCUUAGCAAAGGAGAAGACGGCUCCUUUCUUGUCCGUCCCUCUCAAAAUGUACAGGGAGACUUUGCCCUCUCAGUCCGCCGAACAAAGGACGUCACUCACAUUAGGAUACAGAACUCUGGGGACUACUACGAUCUUUAUGGCGGAGAGACCUUUGCUACACUCUCUGAGCUCAUCCAAUAUUACACAGAGAACCCGGGCCAGCUCAAAGAGAGGAAUGGAGCAGUCAUUGAUCUCAGAUAUCCUCUCAUAUGUGAAGAGAUAACCUCUGAAAGGUGGUACCAUGGCGGUAUAACCGGUAAACAGGCGGAGACCCUCCUAAUGGACAAGGGACUAGACGGCAGUUUCCUGGUCCGAGCCUCCACCCAUAGUCCCGGGAAUUAUGUUCUUUCUGCUCGGGUGGAUGGUGAGGUUGCUCACGUUAUCAUAAAGACACAAGGAGGAGAAUUUAACGUGGGUGGGAGUCCUUCUUUUAAAACUCUCAACGAACUCAUCUCUCAUUAUAAAACCCAUUCAAUGAUUGAGACUAGUGGUCGGGUCAUUUCCCUCAAGAAUCCUUUCAACGCGACGUCUUUCAUGGCCAAGAGUAUCAAGGACAGGGUCUCCGAACUUGAGAAAGAAACCGGAGACAUUAUGGGCAAAGCUGGAUUCUGGGAGGAGUUUGAGCAAUUGCAGCAGCAAGAAUGCCGCCAUCUCUUCAGUCGUAAAGAAGGAGCGAGAGUUGAGAAUAAAACAAAGAACAGAUACAAGAACAUACUCCCAUUUGAUCACACUAGAGUGGUUCUUCAUGGAGGUGACCCCUCUAUUGUUGGCAGUGAUUAUAUUAACGCUAACUACAUCAGUGGAGAGGUACCCGGUAGUGAGAAGCACUACAUUGCAACUCAAGGCUGUCUUCCGACUACCAUUAACGAUUUCUGGAAGAUGAUCUGGCAGGAGAGCUCUCAGAUCAUCGUUAUGACAACCAAUGAAGUCGAGCGUGGGAGGAAUAAGUGUGCCAGGUAUUGGCCUGGUAUCAAUGAAACUGGUGAAUAUGGUGACAUAUCAGUCCAGAAUGCAACAGAGUGCAUCAACCCUCAUUACAUUUAUAGAGAGUUUAUUAUUCAUCGUAUUGAAGAUCCGUCAAAUCAAAGAGAAGUCUUUCACUAUCAUUUCAAGGCCUGGCCUGAUCACGGAGUGCCCCAAGAUCCAGGUACUGUCCUUAGUUUCUUGCAAGACAUCAACUCCAAACAAGAUGAACUGGUUACAACUGGUAAUGAGCCUGGCCCACUCAUAGUCCACUGCUCUGCCGGGAUAGGAAGGACCGGGACUUUCAUUGUAAUUGAUAUAUUGCUUAACGUCAUGAUGCAGCAAGGUUUUGAAGCUGAUGUUGAUAUCCAAAGGGCCAUACAGUUAGUUCGUGCUCAGCGAUCUGGUAUGGUUCAAACUGAGCAACAGUACAAGUUUGUGUACAGAUCAAUAUUGUAUCACAUUGAAACACAGAGACAACUGUCAGAGUCCAAUAAUGGAGUAACUGAUCAUGUGUAUGGUAACAUACCAGCAAGCUUAGCGGGCGGAGCCAAGUGAUCCUUCCACUGGUUUAGUUCACGACAAUCACUUUUUGACAUUUUUUAUCACCAAAACACAGGAUCAUAUUAUUAUUAUUAUUAUUAUUAUUAUCAUUAUUAUUAUUAACAGCAAUUUUUUUCUUUUAGUCGUUGUCUAAUGUGCCACUGUACUAUAAAUUAAAUGCAAAACUUAUUAUUAUUAUUAUUUUAUUUUUAGCUAUUUUAAAGAUUUCAUCACUAUUACAUGUGUAGGUAUCU